Molecule: messenger RNA, 3323 nt
Organism: Sebastes umbrosus (honeycomb rockfish)
Lineage: Eukaryota; Metazoa; Chordata; Actinopteri; Perciformes; Sebastidae
Gene: abtb1
Product: ankyrin repeat and BTB (POZ) domain containing 1
Exons: 12
Coding region: 201-1631 (476 amino acids)
Cellular component (GO): cytoplasm; ubiquitin ligase complex
Molecular function (GO): protein binding
Source: RefSeq, a predicted model, not a curated record
UGCCGGACCACUUCUACCACCACAACACCGAGGAGCAACAGAGCAGAGCAGUUCGUCAACAACAAGAAGGUGUGACAGCCAGCAGACACAACUUUCCCCAGCAAACUCUGAAGCUACACCCAGCCGCUCACCACCGCUCACCUGUCCGGUAGACAGGCCGUCUCAAUGCAUCACAGAGCACCGAAAACACCGAGAGGAUCAUGGAUGUGUACGACUUGUUUAGCAGCUGCAGAAAGGGCGACAUUUGUAGAGUCAGAUACCUUGUUGAACAAAGAGACGUGGACCUCAAAGUAAGAGAUAAAUGGAACAGCACCCCUUUGUAUUAUGCUUGCCUCUGUGGUCAUGAGAAGCUGGUCCAGUACCUGUUGGACAAUGGUGCCAAGUGUGAAGCCAACACGUUUGACGGCGAGAGGUGUAUGUACGGCAGUCUGAACGAUUCUGUUCGACGCCUGCUCAAAGAUUAUAAGUGCAUCAGUGUCCGUGCCAUGCAGCGGGUUGAUUUUAACUACUUUCUGCACAUGUUACUGGAGCAGGGUCAACACAGCGACGUCAAGUUCCAGGUCCAUGGACAAAUAUUUACGGCCCACCGAUGCAUUCUCAGUGCACGCUCAGAGUACUUCACUGAUAUGUUUGAGACCAAAUGGAAAGGGAAGAACUUGAUCACCCUCAAACACCCUUUGAUCAACCCUGCAGCCUUUGGAGCCAUCCUGCAAUAUUCCUAUACAGGACGAAUGGAUAUUGAUAUAAGCCUUGUGGAGGACUGCAGGCGACUUGCUAAACAGUGCAAAAUGGAAGGUCUAAUAGAGCAGCUGGAGAAUAAAUGCAAACAGCUAUAUGAAUUUGUGUCCAACAAGCCAGGAAUCUGUGUGAAGGUUCUCAGCCUGGAGCCUCACGGAUGUCAACUUCAGGAGGAGAUGGCUCAGUUAGCAGACUGUGCACUUCCCAUUGCACUAAGAGUUGGAUUUGGUGAACUUCCCUUUAACAGAGUUGACCACUUCCCUACUUAUCCUGACAUCUGCUUCAGAGUCAACGGGUUCGACUUCUUGUGCCAUAAGGCGUUUUUCUGCGGACGUAGUGAUUAUUUUAAAGCCUUGCUGGAGGACCACUUCAGUGAGGGAGAGCAGCUGCAGUCCCAGCCCAGCACCCCAGUGAUUACUUUACACAAUAUUUCCGAAGAAAUAUUCAUCCACGUCAUGUAUUACAUCUACACUGAUGGCACAGAGCUAAUAACGGAUGUCGUGUUUGACGUGCUGUGCAUGGCCGACAUGUAUCUUCUGCCGGGGCUGAAGAGUCUUUGCGGGAAGACGCUCGCUAAGACUAUAUGUGAGGACAACGUUCUGUACAUGUGGAAGAUGGCAAAGCUUUUCCGUCUCUCUCGGCUGGAGGAUCACUGCACGGAGUUCAUGGCCAAGAUCAUUGAGCGGCUGGUGGAGCAGCCAGAGUUUGCAGAGAUCAUCAAAGAGGACGCUGAGUCUGUGGAAGAUCGACAAGAGACAGACUCCGUCCCCCUGGUGGACGAAAUCCGCUACCACAUCGCCUGCAACGUGCAGACGUACAGCGCAAUAGAGGAGGCCAAUCAGAAACUGGACGCCUUGGAGGAGCUGCUCACCAACAUCAAUAUUUACUGCUGAGGGGUCAACAGGUUGUGGCUCGUGGCUGCAGAGUUUGAGGUUUUUAAGUUGGAUGUUUGGGAGGGGAUAUGGUGGUGGAAACAUAGCGAGAGAAAAACAUGUGUCUGGAUGUUUGUAGGUUUUAUUUUAGUUAUAGUAUGUUGUACAGAAUAUAUAUUUUCAAAGUAUGUUAUGAUGUAUAUUCAGAGAAAGCAUCUUUAAGGUGCAGUCAGCGAUUCUGGAGAAGGAUUGUUGAUAUUUGAACUCAACACACAAAACAAAUACUUUACUUUAGAUUUACCGUCCCUCUCGCUCCCACUGCCUUUCUCUUUAUACAUCCAUGGCCUUUCCCUUGCCCUGUGCAUGAUUGCUGAUCAUGUUGCUGAUUGGCUUGACUAGUGUUGCGUAACUUGGUCCGAGACACUUUGUUUGUAUUUUUUUACACACAGAACAGAUGGCUAGUGGACCGUGAGGAGAUAUUCGCUGAAUUUGACAAAAAGAGUAUUGGAUUAGAAUCGCUGACUGCGCUUUUAAAUGAUUCUUUGAGUGAGAUAUAUCAAAAGAUAUUUGGUAUCAAGUACCAAGUUCUGCAAAAUGGGUUUUGAGAAAAUUGUGUAUGAUAUAUUUACACAUGCAUGGAUUUAUUUUACGCAUUAUUUGUAGCUGCUAGAAUUUAGACUAGCUGGUUAAUUAGCUCUUUUAAAAUGCACUUCAGCUCCGACAAAGUUCUUCACCAGCUCUCAUAUCGAACUCCAAGAAAUUGUAUUUUUAUGCUCUAAGAAAGCCAAAUGACUGCAUACCAUGCACUGACACGCACUUGAUAACUAUGGGUAAAAAGACGAACAGUGCAGUAUGAGUUCACUUCAUUCAUCCAGCAAAUUUUUUUUACCUCUAAAUCCUCAUUUUAGGGUUACAAAGAGUAUAGUUUUAUGAUGUAUUUCAUGCGCAGAAGCAUGUAACUUUUAUUUUGGAUUUCAUUGGAUCUGGCGGCUGAACUUCACCAAACUAUACGACCUGUAAAAUUGCUCCAGUGUGACACUUAUUAUUAUUACACUUAUUCCCCUCUAACAUAUUCCUGUUAGGGCUGGACAAUAUGACAAUAUAUAUCGUUAAAACAAUAUAAAAAUGUCUAUUGUAUAUAUUUUCUAUAAUGUUUCUAUUGCGAUAUAGGCUAGGUCUAUAUUUAUCUAUUUUUUCUCUAUAAUUUCACUUAAAAUGUUAAGGUCAUUUUGCACUGAAGUUCUUAAAAUCAGAAAAUAUUAAGUACUUUUCAUUUGUGAAGUAUUUAAUUCAUACAGGAGAAUACAAAAAUAGGCUUCACCGUGUGGUUAUACAAAUUGACUAUUUAUUUAUUGAAUUACCAGAAAACCAGCUAUAUCAUGCUAUAUAUCGUUAUCGAGAUAUGAAAUUACCUAUAUCGUGAUAGAAGAUUUUGGCCAUAUCGCCCGGCCCUAAUUCCUGCCCUUUGUUUUAAACCUUAAAUAGAAAAACUAAGUUCCUGCUGCCUUGUAUGAUAACAAACCUCUCUUGCCCAGUGUGUGCACAAGAACAUAAAUCUGUUACAAAAAUGUUUGCAUGUAAAAUCCACCAUCAACACAGGGAAAGUUUGGUUUUCAAAAUGGUGAUAUCCAUUUCUCAGUCUCACCCUGCUAUUAUAAAAGUGGGUAAAUAACUGCUCUUGGUUUUGGCAAUUAAACGUGGUCUUGCAAACAC